Orcinus orca (killer whale) is the source of this 4620-nucleotide messenger RNA. It is a transcript of the gene ADGRL4, whose product is annotated as adhesion G protein-coupled receptor L4. Gene Ontology annotation, biological process: adenylate cyclase-activating G protein-coupled receptor signaling pathway; cell surface receptor signaling pathway. Bases 372 to 2591 code for a protein of 739 amino acids. The transcript is spliced from 16 exons. NCBI's taxonomy places the organism in Eukaryota, Metazoa, Chordata, Mammalia, Artiodactyla, Delphinidae. Gene Ontology annotation, molecular function: G protein-coupled receptor activity; calcium ion binding. Gene Ontology annotation, cellular component: membrane. The record is from RefSeq and is a predicted model, not a curated record.
CAGGUUCUCUCGGGGCGGGGUACGCUCCACUGAACUCCGGAACGCAUUGUCUUUGAGGGCGACACCCUGAACGCUGCCCGCGGGAAGGGGACAGAAUCCCCCCGAGGGGUGCGCGGAGCGCAGCGGGCCGGCAGCCCCGAGGCCAGGGGUGAGGUCAGGGUGGCCUGGGGGCCGGGCCCGGACGUGGCCUGCAGACUCAGCGCUGGACGAGCGCACUCACACAAAAGAGGCCGGAAAGUGGCGGGAGGAAGCGGGCGCGUCACGGGGGCCGCAGCUGGGAGCCUGGCGCGCCCGCCCCGCCGCGUCCCAGGUACACGGCCCGCUCGCCCCGCCGCUCCGCCACCGCCACCGCCACGACCGCGGCGCCGCCAAUGAGACUCCUUCCGCUCCUAGUGGGUUUUUCCACUUUGCUGAAUUGUUGCUACACUCAGAAUUGUACCAGGACACCUUGUCUCCCAAAUGCAAAAUGUGAAAUACGGAAUGGAGCUGAAGGCUGCUAUUGCAACAUUGGAUUUUCAGGAAAUGGUGUCACAAUUUGUGAAGAUGAUAAUGAGUGUGGAAAUUUAACGCAGUCCUGUGGUGAAAAUGCUAACUGCACGAACACAGAAGGAAGUUACUACUGUAUGUGUGCACCUGGUUUCAGAUCCAGCAGUAAGCAAGACAAGUUUAUUACUAAUGAUGGAACCAUCUGCAUAGAUAUAGAUGAAUGCAAUGAAUCAUUUGCCUGUGGAGAGCAUGCAAUGUGUGAAAAUGUGGAUGGUGGAUAUUACUGCUCCUGCAAGGAAGGUUAUACAUCCACAGGAAACUCACAGUUCACACCUAAUGAUGGCACUUAUUGCCAAGAAAUUGUGAAUCCAGACUGCCAUUUAGAUAAUAUCUGUAUUGCGGCGAAUAUUAAUAAAACUUUAACAAAAAUUAGGCACAUAGAAGAACCUGUGGCUUUGCUACAAGAAGUCUAUAGAAAUUCUGUGAAAGAUCUUUCACUGACGGAUAUAAUUACAUAUAUAGAAAUAUUAGCUGAAUCAUCCCCAUUACUGGGUUAUAUGAAUAGCACGAAUUCGGCCAAGGACACCCUUUCUAAUUCAACUCUUACUGAAUUUGUAAAAACUGUGAAUAAUUUUGUUCAAAAGGAUACAUUUAUAGUUUGGGACAAGUUGUCUACAAACCAUAGAAGAACUCAUCUUACAAAACUGAUACAUGCUGUGGAGCAAGCUACCUUAAGGCUAUCUCAGAACUUUCAAAAGACCACUCAGUUUGAUACUAAUUCAAGUGAUAUAGCUCUCAAAGUUUUCUUUUUUGAUUCAUAUCACAUGCAGCAUAUUCAUCCCCAUAUGAAUAUGGACGGAGAUAAUAUAAAGAUAUUUCCAAAUAGAAAAGCUGCAUAUCAUUCAAAUGGCAGUGUUGCAGUUGCAUUUUUAUAUUAUAAGAGUAUUGGUCCUCUAUUUUCAUCAUCUGACAACAUCUUAUUGGAACCUCAAAGUUAUGAUAAAGCUGAAGAGGAGGGAAGAGUCAUCUCUUCAGUAAUUUCAGUCUCAAUUAGCUCAAACCCACCCACAUUGUAUGAACUUGAAAAAAUAACAUUUACAUUAAAUCACAUAAAGACCACAGAUAAGUAUAGGAGUCAAUGUGCAUUUUGGAACUACUUACCUGACACCAUGAAUGGCAGCUGGUCUUCGGAGGGCUGUGAGGUGACAUACUCAAAUGAGACCCACACCUCAUGCAGCUGUAACCACCUGACACAUUUUGCAAUUUUGAUGUCUUCUGGUUCUUCUAUUGGUAUUAAAGAUUAUAAUAUUCUUACAAGGAUCACUCAACUAGGAAUAAUUAUUUCACUGAUUUGCCUUGCCAUAUGCAUUUUUACCUUCUGGUUCUUCAGUGAAAUUCAAAGCACCAGGACAACAAUUCACAAAAAUCUCUGCUGUAGCCUAUUCCUUGCUGAACUUGUUUUUCUUGUUGGGAUCAAUACAAAUACUAAUAAGCUCUUCUGUUCCAUCAUUGCCGGGCUGCUGCAUUACUUCUUUUUAGCUGCCUUUGCAUGGAUGUGCAUUGAAGGCAUCCACCUCUAUCUCAUUGUUGUAGGAGUCAUCUACAACAAGGGAUUUUUGCACAAGAAUUUUUAUAUCUUUGGCUAUCUCAGCCCAGCUGUGGUAGUUGGAUUUUCAGCAUCAUUAGGAUAUAGGUAUUAUGGCACCACCAAAGUAUGUUGGCUUAGCACAGAAAACAACUUUAUUUGGAGUUUUAUAGGACCAGCAUGUCUAAUCAUCCUUGUUAAUCUCUUGGCAUUUGGAGUUAUCAUAUACAAAGUUUUUCGUCACACUGCGGGGUUGAAACCAGAAGUUAGUUGCUGUGAGAACAUAAGGUCUUGUGCCAGAGGAGCCCUUGCUCUCCUGUUCCUCCUUGGCACCACCUGGAUCUUUGGAGUGCUCCAUGUUGUACAUGCAUCGGUGGUGACAGCUUACCUCUUCACCGUCAGCAAUGCCUUCCAGGGGAUGUUCAUCUUCUUAUUCCUGUGUGUUUUAUCUAGAAAGAUCCAAGAAGAAUAUUAUAGAUUGUUCAAAAAUGUCCCUUGUUGUUUCGGAUGUUUGAGGUAAACAGAGAGAACUCUGGAUCAUUAUUGCUACACAGAAAUAAAGAAGCCAAGCUGUGGAUGGCCAGUGUAUAAAAAUGACUCAAACAAAUUGUCCAAUUGUUAAUACUAAUCAAAUAUUUUAAGUCCAUUUUUCUGUUUACUGUGUAAGAAAUGUAGAUAAUACGAGAUAAAAUUAUGUACCAUAUAGCUAUAGUAAGCUUUCCUACAUGACUUAGUUAGCUAUGUCAAAAAUAGUAUUGCAGAUAUUUGGAAAGUAAUUGGUUUCUCAGAGUGAUAUCACUGCACCCAAGGAAAGAUUUUCUUUCUAACACAAAAAAUAUAUGAAUGUCCUGAAGGAAACCACUGGCUUGAUAUUUUCUUGAUUCAUGUUGCCUUUGAAACUAGUCCCCUAUCACCUUGGUAAUGAGCUCCGUUACAGAAAGUGGAACAUAAGAGAAUGAAGAGGUAGAAUAUAAAACAGUAAAAAGGGAAUGAUGGUUGUAAUGAUGAGACAUAUUUUGAACAAGCUCGUUGUUUUGUAAACUAGAUGGGAAAUUAGAGAUAAAACAAACAAUUGAAUAAACACAUCUUACCAUUCUGUGAAUUGUUCUGAACUUAAAUUUUUACCAAAACAACUUAGACCUGUAUUUAUUAUAUCCAUUUUCUAUUCUAAUAGUCUAUAAAAACACAAAACUUCACACACACAAAAAAACUAAACAUUUCUGUUCUGUUUUUAGGUUAACAUCAGAAUGAGGUAUAUGCUCUUUCUAUACUUAUUUCACAGAUUGUGAUUUCAAAUGCUUAUUCAGUAGUACAUAAAUGUGUCAAAAUAUAAUAUUGUUCAUGCCUGUAAAUGUAAAAAUUGUGUAUAUAAACCUGAAGUACUCUGUUCCAUAACCUUUCAGUGUAGUGAAAAAUAUUGUAUCUCAUUAGACUAGCAUAUUUGAGUUCUUUAUUUCUUUUUAAUUUUAGAAAUAUUGUAGUUCACAUCACAAUAUUCUCUUUCAAUUUACUAUUUUUAAAAGGGCAUUGUAAAUAUGAAAGUAUUCAUAAAGUUAAUUGCUAUUUUUUUCUGUUCAGAAAAGUACACAUUUAAAAAUGUUAUUUAUAACAAAGAAAUCACUGGGAACUGUAUAAACUUUCACACUGGAUCUAUUUUCUGACAGUUUUCCUCUAUUAAGGCAUAUCUGCUAAAAUGUAAGGCUUCUAUCUAUCUUCAAAUUUUCUCAUUAAAAUGUAGAAGCAGUGAUUUUACUUCAAAAAAAUAUGUAAUUGUUCUACACCUACCUGUAAAAGUGUGCCAAUACACUAAAUGUUGUGAUUUGAACUUAAUUUCUCCAGCUGUUCAAGUGAAGUCUGUCACAUCUUACACUAACAAAUAAAAUGAAUCUUUCUACUGCUUGACUGAGGCAUUUCUCUAGAAAGAUGAGCUGCCUGCCAAUGUCUUAAACAUUUUUAGAGUAUUUGUGAUAACUUUUUAUUUGAUCUUUUGAUCUCUUAUAUGACCUAUUAUUAUAAUUAUCAUUAUAGGACAGUGCUAUUGGAAUAAGAUACUAAAAAAGUAAUCUGUUCAAUCAAUGUAUACAAAUUAUGUGUGGUGGGCAGAAUAAUGGUCUUCCCAAAAUGCCCACACCCUAAUCUUCAGAACACAUGAAUAUGUUAGGUUACGUGGAGAGGAGAAUUAACCAGCUAACAGCUAGUCCUCUAACUUUAACGUGAGGAAAUUAUCCUGGAUUUUUCAGGUUGGUCCCAUGUAAUCACAAGUUUCCUUAUAAACAAAAGAUGGAGGCAGAAGAGGGAGCCUGUUAAAGCAGUGCCGUACGAGGCAUACUCAACCACACAUUGCUGGCUUUGAAGAUGGAAACAGUCCACAAGCCAAAGAACAUGGGCAGCUCCUGUAAUCUGAGAAAGGCAAGGAAAUGGAUUCUCCCCCAGAGCUCCUAGAAGGAAGUCAGCCCUGCUGUACUUUUGUUUUAGCCCAGGGAGACCCAGUUUGGACUUCUAACAUCUAAAACUGUAAAACAAUAAAGGUAUAUUGCUUUAACCACCAA